AUGCGCUCUGGCGUACUUCGGCUUUUGCUUGCGACAUGGGCUUGUGCUUUGGUGGCUGCUGCAGAUCCGGUUGGGCCGAUCACGACGCAUUUUGAGGAGUGGUUGAAGUCAAAUGGCUACGGUGAAUUCGAUUACGCUCGCCGUGACCUUGGCGAAGUCGGCAGCUACGGCGGCAAAAAGGACGAUCAUCAGGAGGUCCAACAAACCCCAAUCGUGUUCAUCCACGGCAACACCGACGGUGCUUUGAAAGAACCCGGACCCUACAGCUCUGGCUCAUCAGCACAGAUUGCCUAUUUCGAAUCCAAAGGGUACACCCAAGCCGAACUGUACGUGACCACGUGGGGCAAUCGACGGCUCGACGAGGCGGCUUAUCAGGCCCACAAUUGCUCAACGCUUGUAAGGCUGCGCAGAUUUGUGGAAGCUGUAUUAAAAUAUACAGGGAAAAAAGCCAUCCACCUCUCCGGGCACUCAAUGGGCGUGACGUUGGCCAGGAAAGUGGCCAAGGGCGGGAAAGUGACGGAGAAAUUGAACGGGAACACCUGCGAUCUCGGACCCCCGCUCACCGAGCAAAUCGACGUCUUUUGGGGCUCUGCGGCGCGAACUACGGCAUGUGCGCCUGCCUCGCCUCGACGUAUACUUGUAAUGAAAUUAACGGCUUCUGGCCUGGGGACAGUUGCGGCUCGAACGACAGCAAAAUGUGUGGCGUCAAGCCUCUACCCGAAAAAUGCGAUCAGCAGAACUAUUCCAGCCUGCUUUAUCAGA
Messenger RNA from Mesorhabditis spiculigera, 762 nucleotides. The record is from the annotation of a GenBank genome assembly. NCBI's taxonomy places the organism in Eukaryota, Metazoa, Nematoda, Chromadorea, Rhabditida, Rhabditidae.